Messenger RNA from Piliocolobus tephrosceles (Ugandan red Colobus), 3706 nucleotides. It is a transcript of the gene EXD3, whose product is annotated as exonuclease 3'-5' domain containing 3. The coding region runs from base 1122 to 3650 and encodes 842 amino acids. Gene Ontology annotation, biological process: nucleobase-containing compound metabolic process. Gene Ontology annotation, molecular function: 3'-5' exonuclease activity; nucleic acid binding. The transcript has 21 exons. The record is from RefSeq and is a predicted model, not a curated record. Lineage: Eukaryota; Metazoa; Chordata; Mammalia; Primates; Cercopithecidae.
CUUGGCCUCCCAAAGUGCUGGGAUUACAGGCGUGAGCCACCGCGCCCGGUCUGUUACUUUUUAAAAAUUGGCAUUUCAUCUUCCAAGAUUUCUGUUGUUGGUAGGAUCUUUUCUUCAGCACAUUUUCUGACCUGCGGUUGCAGAAUGAAAUUUGGGGAUCUCCCUGUCCCUCUCUGUGUGGCGUCCACCUGGCUCCGAGCGUCCCAGCUCCUCACCGGCCUCUCUGUCCCUCUCUGUCCCUCUCUGUCCCUCACUGUCCCUCUCUGUCCCUCACUGUCCCUCUCUGUCCCUCACUGUCCCUCACUGUCCCUCACUGUCCCUCUCUGUCCCUCACUGUCCCUCUCUGUCCCUCACUGUCCCUCACUGUCCGUCACUGUCCCUCUCUGUCCCUCACUGUCCCUCACUGUCCCUCUCUGUCCGUCACUGUCCCUCUCUGUCCGUCACUGUCCCUCUCGCUCCGAGCGUCCCAGCACCUCCAUGGCUUCGCUGUCUCUCUCUGAGUGGCGUCCACCUCAUGCCCCCUGGGCUGGUACCGCCCUUUUCCUCUCUGCCUCCCUGUGGGGUCCACAGUAGCGAAGGGUGGGCUCUCCCCCUCAUCCCGCCUUCCCAGCCAGAGGCAGCCUGGGCUGAGGCUGGGUCAGUUCUGUCUCCAAGGCCCUCCUCGGCUUCAUGGAUGAGGCAAGUGAGUGGGACUGAGAGUGAGGGACCUGUGACCCAUGAGAGACGGUGCUGUGCUGGGGUUGCAGGCCGCUGUGUUGAUAGAGCGAGGGCCUCCGUGCCAGAUGAGGGACCUCCAGGAGCCCUGUCACCUCACCCCCCGGACACAGGCGGUCCUCUGCGGUGGGCCGAGGUAGAGGCACACACUGCCCGCCAGGCUUGGGCUCUCGCCGCUGUCUCCGUCCUUACCAUGUCCCUCGCCCUGCCUGCAGCUGAGCACAGGCAGAUGUGGGUGGAAUCUGAGACCAGAGACAGUUGGGCUGGAGGGGGUGGCCCCGUCUCAGCUGCCGCCAGAGGCCAGAAGGCCACCAGGACACAGACUCGCGGCAGAAGGACGGAGGCCCCAGCGCGUGUCGGGCCAGGACCCCCUCCUGCUCCUGCAGGCCCUGCAGACCCUGUGGUCCAUGCGGGAGCGGCAGCAGCUCCAGGAGGAAGCCUGGCGUGGGUUUGCUGCCCUGGACGACCCCCUGGUGGGGCUUCUGGACAUGCUGGAGAGCUGCCGGGGCCAGCGGGGAGAGGGCCCCUCCCUGGAGGCCUGGAUCUCCCGCCAGCUGCAGUGCUGGCUACAGGCACAGCCACGCCCGAGCCCUGCCCAGCACAGCCUGAGGCUGAAGCAGCUGCAGGCCCGAGCGAUCCGAGUCCUCAUUGAGAGCCCCCCCAGCCUUGUGGCACCGCUGACCAGCAUCUUCCAGCUGCAGGAUGCAGACAGGAGCUGCCUGCUGGUGCAUAUCCACCGCCUCCACCACGAGGGCAGGUUCAGAGAAGCAGUCAUGCUGGGCACGACGUUGAAGCUGCAGCCAGAACUUGAUGUUGAAAAGAUGAGCGUCCCACUGCUCCUCCAGGACAAGGUGGCCCUCGUGGAGCGCUAUGUGGCUGGCUUUCCGGACCUCCAGAGGAGGCUGCUGGCCCUCAUGGAUUCCUGGUGCCAGCCCGGCUUUGACAUCAAGGACGUUGCCAGACAGUACCCUGAGGUGAGCUCCUUGAGCCUGGAGAAGCUGAGUCCGAAGGUGCUGAGCAGGCAGGUCUUGCGUCUGCAGGAGCAAUACGGCGUUGCCCCGGCGCUGUGUCCCAAUGCGGCCAUGUGGCAGCGCCUGGCGGCCCUGCGGCACCUGUGCCACAAGCGGUUUGUGGAGAAGAGCCUGUCUCAGGAAAACUGGGCCGACCAUGUGCAGGGCCUGGUGGGGCAGAGCCCGUGGCUUCAGGAGCAGCUGUCUCAGCUGCUGGUCUCCCACGGUGACCCAGUCACGGCCGCCCGGUGUGCCAUGGGCCUCUCACUGCCUGAGGAGCGGCUGCCGGCUGCGGUGGCUGUGGAACUCCGCCGGCUCAGGCUCCAGGGGAGGGCGGCUGAGGCUGACUCGAGGCUGGAGGUGAAGGAUGUGAAGGACCGUUACUACCAGCUGCCCAUCCCCAGGGAGAACAUCCACCUCCUGGCCUCGUGGGAAGACCUGACCAGAUACGAGGGUGCACUCCUGCAGCCCCACCAAGUAGUUGGUGUAGACCUGGAGUGGACACCUGUGUUCGUUGCUGGGGGCCGGCCUCGGCCGUCACUCCUGCAGGUGGCCGUGGAGGGCCGCGUGUUCCUUCUGGACGUCCUGGCACUCUCGCAGCCACCAACAGGGCAGGGAGCCCAGGCCUUCUCCCGGCUGGUGGCCCAGCUCCUCUCGGACGCCUCUAUCACCAAGCUGGGCUACGGGAUGGUGGGGGACCUGCAGAAACUGGGCACAUCCUGCCCAGCCCUGGCCCAUGUGGAGAAGCAGAUUCUGGGUGGCGUGGACCUGCUGCUGGUGCACAGACAGAUGCGGGUGGCAAACAUGCCAACCACAGGCGUGGACGGGGCCAGGGGGCUGAGGGGCCUGAGCCUCCUGGUGCAGCAGGUGCUGGGCACAGCCCUGGACAAGACACAGCAGCUGUCCAACUGGGACCGGAGGCCGCUCUGUGAGGAGCAGCUCAUCUAUGCAGCUGCCGAUGCCUACUGCCUGCUGGAGGUGCACCAAGCCCUGUGCAGAGAGCCUGCCCGCUUCCACCUGUCAGAGGACCUGGCUGGGAGCCGGAGGCCCAGGCACACAGAGAGACCAGGGGCUCAGAAGCCACCCGGCUUGCAGAAGGCAUCAGCCUCAGUCACACCCAGGCAGGUCCCUGUGGCUGUGGCUGUGGCUGAGGGCGCCGCCCCUCAGGUCCCGGCCAGGGCCUUCCGCGUGGUGUGUGACAACAUGCUGCAGGGGCUGGCACGGAGCCUCCGCUGUCUGGGUGUGGACGCACGCAUGCUGGGCAACGGUGAAGACCACCGCAGGGCGGCCGAGGUCGCCAGGCAGGAGGGGAGGAUCAUCCUGACGUCGGGGCAGCCAUUCCACAAGCUUCGGGCCCAGGUCGGGGCUGGGCGCUGCCUCUCAGUCGACUGCUCCCUGAAGGCCCAACAGCAGGCUAAGGCUGUGCUCAAGCAUUUCAAUGUGCGCGUCACCCACGCAGACAUCUUCAGCCGCUGCCAGGCCUGCAACUGUGACCAGUACCUGAAGGUCUCCAGGGACAUGAUGAAGCAGCUCGUGUGGCUCAGCGGCCACCAGGACGGGCCCAGGAGCUCAGGUGACAAGGCCACCCAGAGCCAGGAGGUGCAGGAGCCAGGACCAGCCCCAGAGGCAGCCCCUGGGGGCUGCACCUAUGACCGUCCCUGCCGCUGGCUGCAGGCUGCUGACCUGCGGGCCGAGACACCGGACACGCUGACCAAUGGCACCCGGCUGCAGCUGGCAGGGGUCCCGGUGGGCGUGCUGAGGACACCCAGCCUGCGGCACUUCUACUGCUGCACACGCUGUGGAAAGGUCUUCUGGGAUGGCUCCCACCUGGAUCGUGUUGCCACCCACUUCCGAGACGUCCUGGAGAGCGUCCCCAGCCCCUGUGAGCCGAGCCCAGCCCCCAGCCCGGCCAGCAGCCCCUUCUGAGGACAACCAGACAAUAAACAUGGAAAGUGCCCGACUGCUGGGCCCACGGCCGUGGA